This is a messenger RNA of Aspergillus wentii DTO 134E9, 733 nucleotides long. RefSeq lists its product as uncharacterized. The transcript is spliced from 2 exons. The record is from RefSeq and is a predicted model, not a curated record. Bases 162 to 629 code for a protein of 155 amino acids. Lineage: Eukaryota; Fungi; Ascomycota; Eurotiomycetes; Eurotiales; Aspergillaceae.
CAUACACAUGAACAAUCCUUUUACUGGCUACUCUCCAGGGAUUAUGGACCAAGGGCAUACAUUUGCAUGCCCAGUGAUGGCCCUCAUAUACCAAGAAUGCAUUAGGUUCGGACUCAGUGGUCAUACUUGGGUCAAGGAUUAUUGGACAUAAGGAUUGGUGCAUGUCAGUUGCAUCCAACAACUUGAUUGAUCUCGGAUACAAGAUUGUUACUCAGGACUGCUUGCCUAUCGUUGUCUAUUCCAAGUUGUAUAGUAUUGCUAUUUUGUAUCUAACCCAUUCUUUUUUCAUCCAAAGCAUUGCAUCAUCUCACAGUAAUCCAUUUCACUUAUACGGAUUGCCUUUCAACAAAAUCCAGUGUCUCUCACCAGAAACGCGCCCAAACAUCGAUAACCUCCCCCCAAACACACCAACGGCCACUGGCCACAGCGCCUCUGCAAUCCACCGAUUCGUCGAUAUUCAACUUCAGAAGCCCCACCCCCCGGCCUACGUGGUAUUCACAAACGUCCCUCCCAAUGUGGUUGGCGAAUCACGCGAUAACCCUCGCCUGCUUGGUCCAAAGGGACACAAGAUCUGUUACGACGAAGAGCUCAGACACCUGAUUCUCAAACUUCCGCGCAACCCCUCAUGAGAUGGGCCAUCGAGAACUCGCCAGGGAGCCGGUAGAGUGACCCAUGCAAGCAUUUCCAACGAACCCGAUGCAUCCUUCAAGCCGACCAACGUCCCCCCAGGAAG